UAAAAGCAGGAAGGGAAAGACCAAAUUCCUGCUGGAUCGGCGCAUCCACCGGUGCAGCUGAUCUAUUUUUAGUCGUGAACUACAUCAGCUCUGCCUGCAGACGCUGGAAGGGGAAAUCACCAGCGCUGCUUUGCUUCAUCCAACCACUGACUUAUCACUAAAGCACGUGAAAGCAAGCAGCCAAGACGCACGGACGCACAGGCUUCCCCCCCUUUCUUUGGAGGAGAAGCAUGGGUUCCGAGUGACGGAGGGUUGUUUGUUGAGCCUCGUGGGGAGGCGCAGGACUACAGGUGACCCCCCCUUCCUCCCCACUUUCUGAAAGCAAGGCAGGUGGUCCGCGAGCACGAAAGAAGGGGUGAGAGAGAAGAAGAGGGACGAGAGAAAGGGGAGGCGCGCGCGAAAAGUGGUCGGGCUACUUUUCUGACGACGCAUCAACCUGUGGAUAGAUGAGGCGCGCGGAGCGCCCACGGACACCCACUUCCCUCUGACCCUCAAGGAGGAUGCCUGCUCGAUUCCCAGCAGGAGGACAGAUGCUUGGAAGUUGAAGGCUCCUGCGCCACCCUCCUCAACCCCCUUUUCCCCCAGCCCCCCACCCCGCUUUAUGAAUGGCCGGAACAUGGAGGAGAUGCCAUUCGCAAGAGUUCAGAAGCGGCGCAGGACGGGUCACUGCCCGGCCCCUGCCCCUCUGGACGCCAUCGCCUGCGAGGACGAGUUCAACAGCCACGAACUGGAGGCUCUCUUCCAGAGCUACAACCUGAAGCUGGAGCAGACCUCCACCCUCAAAGCGCUGGCAGUCCUCAUCGUGGCUGCGUCGUCGAUGACCCUGAUGGAGCUGCUCUCCAGCCCGCGUCUCACCCUCUCCAAGGGCUCCAACCCGGUGCACUGCGUGGUCUUCCUUUCCCUCUUCAUCGUCACCAACGUCAAGUACCUGCAGGUGACGCAGCUGCAGCAAAUCGCCAAGCUGGCGCUGCUCUUCAGCUUCACUUUUUCGCUGCUCUGCUGCCCGUUCCCGCUCGCGCUCGGCACGUCGGAGCCGGCGCACGCCACUGCCCCUGAGCAAGGCGUGUGGCAGCUCAUGCUGGUCACGCUGGUGGCGUACGUGCUGCUGCCCGUGCGGACGCUGCUGGCCGUGCUGUUCGGCAUCAUGCUGGCAGCGUCUCACUUCGUUGUCUUCGCCACGUCGUUCACGGGGAGGAAGCAGCGGAUGUGGAGACCGCUCGUGGCCAACGCUGUCCUCUUCACCAGCGUCAACCUGUCAGGGGUGUUCGUGAGGAUCCUCACCGAGCGCACCCAGAGGAAGGUCUUCCUGCAGGCCCGCAACUGCAUCCAGGAGCGGCUGAGGCUGGAGGAUGAGAAUGAGAAGCAGGAGCGUCUGCUAAUGAGCCUGCUCCCCAGAAAUGUUGCCAUGGAGAUGAAGGAGGACUUUCUGAAGCCGCCCGAGAGGAUCUUUCACAAGAUCUACAUCCAGCGUCAUGACAAUGUCAGCAUCCUGUUUGCAGACAUCGUGGGCUUCACCAGCUUGGCUUCUCAGUGCACUGCUCAGGAACUGGUCAAGCUGCUCAAUGAACUCUUUGGGAAGUUUGAUGAACUCGCCACGGAGAACCACUGCAGGCGGAUCAAGAUUCUGGGGGACUGUUACUAUUGUGUGUCAGGACUGACCCAGCCCAAGGCUGACCACGCCCACUGCUGCGUAGAGAUGGGGCUGGACAUGAUCGACACCAUUGCGUCGGUGGUGGAGGCGACUGAGGUGGAUCUGAACAUGCGCGUGGGUCUGCACACGGGGCGCGUGCUGUGCGGCGUGCUGGGCCUGAGGAAGUGGCAGUAUGAUGUGUGGUCAAACGAUGUCACACUGGCCAAUGUGAUGGAGGCUGGAGGGCUGCCCGGCAAGGUGCACAUCACGAAGACCACUCUGGAGUGUCUGAACGGAGACUACGAGGUGGAGCCGGGCUUUGGCCACGAGAGGCACUCUUUUCUGCAAAAGCACCACAUCGAGACGUUCUUUAUCGUGCCGUCGCACAGACGCAAAAUCUUUCCUGGAAUCAUCCUGUCAGACAUAAAACCAGCCAAAAGGAUGAAGUUCAAGACGGUGUGCUACCUGCUGGUGCAGCUCAUGCACUGCAGGAAAAUGUUCAAGGCCGAGAUCCCCUUCUCCAACGUGAUGACGUGCGAGGAUGACGACAAGCGGAGGGCCCUGCGGACUGCCUCGGAGAAGCUCAGGAGUCGGACGUCUUUCUCAGCCACGGCCGUGCAGCAUUCGCCUGCCACCCGCGUCAACCGCUACAUCGGCCGCCUCAUCGAAGCGCGGCAGACCGAGUCAGAGACAUCAGACCUCAACUACUUCACCCUGUUUUACCACAGCAGAGAAAAGGAGCGCAGGUAUCACCAGGUGUACGAUGAUGAUUUCAUCAGUGCCGUAGUUCUCUCUCUGAUCCUCGCUACUCUGUUUGGCCUUAUCUAUCUGUUGGUGAUUCCACAGGGAAUGGUGGUGCUGCUGCUGCUGGUGCUGUGCUUGUGUUUCCAUGUGGCCUGCGUUUUGUACCUGCAUCUUACCAGCAUUCAGUGCCAACCGGGGUGUCUGACCAUCCAGAUCCGAACAGUGCUGUGUGUCUUCCUCGUCCUGCUCACGUACUCUGUGACCCAGGCCUGUGUGGUCGGCAGUGUACCCUGGGAAAUGGCAGAGAAAAGCACCGGUCGUUUAGCGGCCGCUCGGGGGGCGGGGCCCCACAACAGCACAGCGGCGGACUACAUGACUUACGCCUUGCUGUCCUGCGUGGCCGGCACACUCACGAUCGUCCCUUACCUCCGCGUGUCAUCGCUGCCUAAAAUCCUGCUGCUCCUCCUCCUCUCUGUCACCUACACUGUUGUCAUGGAAACCAGCGGCUACCGCCAAGCUGUGGGCGGCGGCUUUCUCCACACUCGAGGCUAUGACCCCGUCUUGGCUGUUCUGCUCUUUUCUGGAGCUCUGGCUCUUCAUUCAAGACAGCUGGACCUGAAGCUGCGGCUGGACUAUCUCUGGGCAACCCAGGCGGAGGAGGACCGGAAUGACAUGGAGAAGGUGAAGCUGGACAACAAGAGGAUCUUGUUCAACCUGCUGCCGGCUCAUGUGGCUCAGCACUUCCUCAUGUCAAACCCCAGGAAUAUGGACCUGUACUACCAGUCUUACUCUCAAGUUGGAGUUCUGUUUGCCUCCAUCGCUAACUUCAACGACUUUUACAUCGAGUUGGACGGGAACAACAUGGGAGUCGAGUGUCUGAGGCUGCUCAAUGAGAUCAUCGCUGACUUUGAUGAGCUGAUGGAUAAAGAGUGCUACAGAGAUAUCGAGAAAAUUAAGACCAUUGGUAGUACGUACAUGGCUGCAGUCGGGCUGGUUCCUACAACUGCUUCCAAGGCAAAAAAGUCCAUCACCUCGCAUUUGUGCACAGUGUCGGAUUUCGCCAUUGAGAUGUUUAAUGUCCUGGAUGCCAUUAACUACCAAUCGUACAACGACUUUGUCCUGAGAGUCGGGAUCAACGUGGGCCCAGUGGUGGCAGGAGUCAUUGGAGCCAGGAGGCCCCAGUAUGACAUCUGGGGAAACACCGUGAAUGUUGCCAGCAGAAUGGACAGCACUGGAGUGCAAGGAAAAAUCCAGGUGACGGAGGACGUACACCGCCUCAUUACCGACUUUUACAAUUUUGUGUGCCGUGGUCAAGUGAGCGUAAAGGGCAAAGGUCAGAUGCUAACCUAUCUCCUGGAGGGGCGCAGGCCGGGCAGCCAGCAGCAGACCGGCAGCACGCAGCGCAGCUCCAGCGCCUUUGCACAAGGGAGCGUUUGCACAAGGCUAAGUCCCGCCCCUAUCGCAGCAUCAUAUGGCAACAUCAGGACCCCGAGCCCAGGCGUGGCCACUCCAACCACGUCUACAAGCACCACCAGGUAUCUGCCUACGGGGAAGGUGUAACAACACUCUUGGUGAUGUGAAGAUCUGGAGCAAAGCUGCUCUCCACGCUGCUUCUACUGUCUGUGGAACACAGGGAGGCGGAGACAAGCCGGUCCAAUGGGACACCUGAGCUCAGCUGGAUACAGGAAGCUUUCGCCACGUUGACAUCCUUAAAGGCCAAGGGUGUCUGCGAGAUGUCAGGGUGGAACUGCCCAGAAUCUGCCUGCAACCGCAGUCUCUGAAACCAGGGUCAAACCUGGAGCAAUGAUGCACAUCCGAUAGUGUAGCAGCCGCUCACCCCUUUGUCUAUUAACUAAAUCAGUGCUGUUGCCUUAGCAACCACUACUAACGAAUUUUCUUGCCUUUUUUCACAUUUUUUUUUUACGUUGCCUUUCAUUUUUUGUUUUGGAUUUAUGGAGCAGCAAUUCAGACAAAAUGAUCUAACAGUGAUUAAAGCCAAAUGUGUAACAAGUGCUGGCUGUUAAAGGAAUAAAGUUGCCAAAAAAAAACAAACACACAACAGAGGCAGGUACAGUCGUCAGGCACCUAUGGGUGUUCGACGUCCCCGCCCCUUAAACGCAUGAUGCCACUGCUGCAAUCCAGUCCGUUCUGUUUCCCCCGUGAUACUUCCAGACUCUUCCUUGUCAAAGUGUAGCAAUAACGCAGUUUCGUCUCCCAGCUCCGCCCGUCCGCCCCAUGCAUGCGGUCACCUGCUGGACCUGAACGUGUUUGUAGCCAGUAGAAGUGUGCAUUGCUAGCCAUUAUUCUCAGUGAAGUUUAAGCAUGACUUAGACAAAAAAAGCAAACGGAAAAAAAAAACACGUCUUCUCUGUGGUGUGGUUCCUACUGCCUCUUUGAAUGAUUUAUUUCUUUUUCAGUGGAAUUUCUUUCUGUUGGUUGAAUAUCCCAUCAGAAAAGACCACUUGAUUGGGGGGGGAUGGCUCCACUUCUGGACUCAUCGAGGUUUAUUUUACGACUCAGCAUGCUACUCUGAGUAUGGCUGAGCGCAGCCUGUCCUGGCACACACACACUGCAUGCAAGGCCGUGGCUCCUGCAUGCAUGCUUUGACGAUGCAGGCCGAGCGGCAGGCGCACUCUUCUCUCCGUGGUCCUCAUGCAUGCACUCAAGGUAGCGGUUCCUCUUGAAUGUAAGGUGCUCUUAUUGACACGUGUCUUCGAGAAGCGAAUCCUUUCCGAGGACACACUUCAGGAUCGACGGGCAUCAGGCCAGGCGGGGCGUGUCCCCGCCCCCUUCCGCCUGCUGUUAGUCAACAGGUAGCUGGUUCUCAAACGUGCCAACCUAUUUUCAUAAACAUAUCAGACUACUUUUAUCGUGUCGAGCUGUAGCACAACUGAGUGCCUGUGGCUACGGUUUCUGUGGACUUGCCUGCGUGGAAUGCCUGUGUUUUUACCGUUUGAGCUGUUCUUUAAAACGUUUUUAACAAUCGCAACUUUGCAGGGAUUUAUGGGGACGCCAUAAACUCCUAGAAAUGGAAAGAGCGGGAAACUAGAUGUACAGGAAACUUUCUUUAAAGUUUAAAAUGAGGAUUUUUAUAUAUUUGAUUGAUCAACUAUGGAAAAAAGUUGCGUGUAGUAUUUUUUUUCGUGUAAAUUGGAUAUUUUCAUACUGUACGAUACGGGUUUCAAUUGUUAUAUGUAGGCAUUACCGGCUAUAUCUGUCUUUUUCAGAGAUAUAUUAGGAUUAAUCUGAUAUUUGUCAUGUUCUUUUGGUUGAAGAUGUAUUUAUGAAGAUGUUUUAUGUGAAUGUACAUUUUGUUAAAGAGCGUAUUUUAUACUAAGUGUUUGCACUGCAAGAAUAUUGACGUAUUAUAAAAAUAAAGUCAGCGGGAAUGCCAUUCCUGCAGAAAAACAACAAAA
This is a messenger RNA of Oryzias latipes (Japanese medaka), 5790 nucleotides long. Its product is annotated as adenylate cyclase type 1. Gene Ontology annotation, cellular component: plasma membrane. Gene Ontology annotation, biological process: adenylate cyclase-activating G protein-coupled receptor signaling pathway; intracellular signal transduction; cAMP biosynthetic process. Gene Ontology annotation, molecular function: adenylate cyclase activity. Lineage: Eukaryota; Metazoa; Chordata; Actinopteri; Beloniformes; Adrianichthyidae. The record is from RefSeq and is a predicted model, not a curated record.